AUGCGCCUUCCCGCGCCGCUCCUCGCCCUCUUGGCGCUCGCCUUCUCGGCCGUCGCCCUCGCGUGGACAAAGGACGACUAUGAAAUCUUUGACCUCGUCGCGGCGCUCAGGAAGGAUGUCGGCCCCGACGCUUCGUUCUACUCCGAGCUCCAGAUCGAGCCCAGCGCCACCACUGCUGAGAUCCAGCGCGCGUUCCGCAAGCGUUCGCGCGACCUGCACCCGGACAAGAACCGCGGCGUCCCUCACGCCCAGGAGCGGUACGCGCGUCUCGUCGUGAUCUCGACUGUGCUCAAGGACUCGGAGAAGCGCGACAGGUACAACUUCUUCUACAAGAACGGUGUCCCCACCUGGAAGGGCUUUGGCUAUGCUUACAGCCGCUGGCGUCCGGGACUCGGCCUCGUUCUUGGAUUCAUUGCGGCUCUGACCGCCGGCAUGCACUACCUCGUCCUCCGCAUCAACUACACCCGCGACAUUGCGCGUGUGGCCUACUUUACGGAGGCUGCCCAGAAGGCUGCUCGCGGUGCACAGGGCCGCCGCAAGGUCAAGGUCCCCAUGGUUGAGGGCGGCCUUGGUGGCGACGUUCUCGAGCUUGUUGUUGAUGGUGACCAGGUCCUGCUGCCUCACGACGAUGGCACUGCCACCCCUCUCGACAGCCUCGCUCCUCUCCCUUCGUUCUCGCGUACCUGGCCCGUGACGCUCUCGCGUGCCCUCAUCGCUCGUGCUGGCGGCAAGAGCCGCCGCGUCGACACCGAGGACUUUGAGGAGGAGGAGUACGAGGAGGAGGACACUGUUGCUGGCUUUGACGUCAGCGAGGUCGACACACCUACUCCUGCCGCGCGCAAGUCUCGUGCUGCCGAGCUGCGUGCCCAGCGCCAGCGCGGUGCCAACAAGGCUGCCAAGGGCAAGAAGGGUGCCAAGGCAGAGGGCGAGACUGAGGGCGACGAGUCUGGCGCGUCGACCCCGGCUACGGCUACUGCUGACGAGAGCGCCAGCGCUGCUGAGGAGGAAAAGAAGCGCAAGGCCGGUCUCGGCAAGGCUGGUGCUGCUCGCAGGCGCAAGAUGGCGCUCAAGAAGUAG
Molecule: messenger RNA, 1077 nt
Organism: Apiotrichum porosum
Lineage: Eukaryota; Fungi; Basidiomycota; Tremellomycetes; Trichosporonales; Trichosporonaceae
Exons: 4
Coding region: 1-1077 (358 amino acids)
Cellular component (GO): endomembrane system
Source: RefSeq, a predicted model, not a curated record